AUGGAAUCAGCUAUAACGGAAUCACGGGCAUGGGCAGCGGCUCAAAUAGUAGUAGAACAGGCGAACUUUAGUAAUUCCAGUCUGGCCGACCCUGUCCAACUGGGAGAGUGGUGCCAGAUUGAUGGAGCAUGGAAAGUAACAGAAUGGCGAGCAGGAAUUGGAUGGUACAAUUUUGACCCGGAUUCGGGUUCAACCUUGAUUGGGUCCCGCAAUUUACGGCAGGGUUUAUCUCCUCUUCAGACAGAAUUGGAGGCACUGAUUUGGGCUAUGCAAUGUAUGCUAGUCCAUAACAAACGCCAGAUGAAUUUCCAAACAGACUGCGCUCAGUUGGUGAAGAUGGUGUCCAAACCGACAGAGUGGCCAGCUUUUGCGAUAUUGCUUGAAGAAGUGGCGAAAUGCAGGGGAAUGUUCCAGACGUUCUCACUCUCAUACAUUCCCAGGGCGAAAAACACAAAGGCAGACAAGCUAGCACGGAGUGCUCGAGCUCAGCCCCAUGAUGUGUACUACAUAAACUCAGUUCCACUGGUCCCGCUUUCCGGCCCGGCUUAG
Molecule: messenger RNA, 549 nt
Organism: Microthlaspi erraticum
Lineage: Eukaryota; Viridiplantae; Streptophyta; Magnoliopsida; Brassicales; Brassicaceae
Source: the annotation of a GenBank genome assembly